AGAAUGACAGUAUGCAGGAGUGAACAGAGCUUGUUCAUUGUAUGGUGUUAUUCUGUUAUUCUGUGCUCCAAAGUAGCUUCAUAGCUGGAUCGGGUGCUAACUACAAUAACUGCUCUACUAUGGAAUACAGAUAUGUGAAUUCAGAUAGCUAAUUGUUGCUUGGAGGAAUCUAUCAUGCUUUCACAUAAAGAGAGAUUUUAAAAGCCAGGUUUCUAACUGUAAAGAUGCAAAACCGUAACAUCCAUGAAGAUCCUAUUACCUAGGAAGAAUCUGACAUUUUGCUGUGAAUGGUGUGUUGGGAUUUAUUUAUUCUUGGAGUGUUCUGCGUGGCUGGCAAAGAAUAAUGUUCCAAAAUCAGUCCAUCUCCCAAGGGGUCCAAUUUUUCUUCCUGGGUGUCAGCAAGCCCUGACUCACAACAGUGCAGCUGACAGGGACUGUCAUGCUUGUGGCACCCUAAGCAAAAACAAAAGACCUAAGGACGACCUUUGAACAACACAAAGGAUGGGUUUCAAUGUAAUUAGGCUACUGAGCGGAUCAGCUGUAGCCCUGGUAAUAGCCCCUACUGUAUUACUGACAAUGCUUUCUUCUGCUGAACGAGGAUGCCCUAAGAGCUGUAGGUGUGAAGGAAAAAUGGUAUAUUGUGAAUCUCAGAAAUUACAGGAGAUACCCUUGACUAUAUCUGCUGGUUGUUUAGGUUUGUCUCUUCGCUAUAACAGCCUCCAAAAACUAAAACAUAAUCAAUUUAAAGGUCUAAAUCAGCUCACCUGGCUGUAUCUAGACCAUAACCACAUCAGCAAUAUUGAUGAAAAUGCUUUCAAUGGAAUACGCAGACUAAAAGAGUUGAUCCUGAGUUCCAACAGAAUCGCCUAUUUUCUUAAUAAUACCUUCAGACCUGUGACAAAUCUCCGUAACUUGGAUCUGUCAUACAAUCAGCUGCAGUCUUUGGGAUCUGAACAGUUCAGGGGCUUAAGGAAGCUGCUGAGUUUACAUUUGCGAUCCAAUUCCCUAAGAACCAUCCCUGUUCGAAUAUUCCAAGAUUGUAGGAACCUUGAACUUCUGGACCUGGGUUACAAUCGCAUCCGAAGUUUAGCAAGGAAUGUCUUUGCAGGCAUGAUCAGGUUGAAGGAGCUUCACCUGGAGCACAAUCAGUUUUCUAAGCUCAACCUGGCACUUUUUCCAAGACUAGUCAGCCUUCAAAACCUUUAUUUACAGUGGAAUAAAAUCAGUGUGAUAGGACAAACUAUGUCCUGGACCUGGAGCUCAUUACAAAGGCUUGAUUUAUCUGGCAAUGAAAUAGAAGCUUUCAGUGGACCUAGUGUUUUUCAGUGUGUGCCCAAUUUACAGCGCCUCAACCUGGAUUCAAACAAGCUCACAUUUAUUGGUCAAGAAAUUUUGGAUUCUUGGAUAUCCCUCAAUGAUAUCAGCCUUGCUGGGAAUAUAUGGGAAUGCAGCAGAAACAUUUGCUCUCUGGUAAACUGGCUAAAAAGUUUUAAAGGGCUGAGGGAAAAUACAAUUAUCUGUGCCAGCCCCAAAGAGCUGCAAGGGGUGAAUGUUAUUGAUGCGGUGAAAAACUACAGCAUUUGUGGCAAAAGUACUACAGAGAGGUUUGAAUUAGCAAGAGCUCCCCCAACAUUUAAACCAAAACUCACCAGGCCUAAACAUGACAGCAAGCCCCCUCUGCCCCCAACUAUCGGAGCCACCGAAUCCAGCUCAGAACUCGAGCACGACACAGAACACAUCUCCUUUCAUAAAAUCAUAGCAGGGAGUGUGGCCCUUUUUUUGUCCGUGCUUGUGAUCCUGCUAGUCAUCUAUGUGUCAUGGAAGCAUUACCCAGCCAGUAUGAAGCAGCUGCAGCAACACUCUCUCAUGCGAAGGCACAGGGAAAGAAAAAGGCAGUCGCUGAAGCAAAUGACUCCAACCACACAGGAAUUUUACGUAGAUUAUAAACCUACCAACACUGAAACCAGUGAGAUGUUGCUGAAUGGAACAGGACCCUGCACGUAUAACAAAUCAGGCUCCAGGGAAUGUGAGAUACCUUUAUCUAUGAAUGUGUCAACAUUUCUCGCCUAUGACCAACCCACAAUAAGUUACUGUGGUGUACAUCAUGAACUCCUUGCUCAUAAGCCCUAUGAAUCUAAUGCACAGGAAGAAACAAUGGAAACACACCUAGAGACUGAUCUGGAUCUCAGCACAAUAACAACAGCCGCAAGAAUCAGUGAACACAGUCAGCAGCUAGCUUAACUGAUUUCAUUUGUAACAGAGGACUGCAACCAACCUAUGUAACUUGAAGGACAAAAGAGGAAGAUAUUCUGAAAUGGUUUCCGAAACCCCUGUUCAAUUAAAAGAGAACUAAGAGUUACACUGAAGACAUGAAUUGUUUCAAGUCUACAAUUUGUAAUUAGCUAAGUUGUGCAGUAUUUUUGACAUACAGCAGAGUAUGACCCUUGAAGCAAAUCUUUUUUCAAAAUUCAUCCUACCUACCUGUAAAAACUGUACAGAUCUAAUGUAUUUUUCAUAUUGUAAAGUUUCAAUUACUGAGAACAGAUGGUAUGUACAGUACCAGAACUGAAUUACAUCUCACUUUACAAAUUUCAGUUUCUAAAGUUUUAAAUUAACAAAAAUUAUUUCUUAUGUUAUUCAGUUACUCAGUUUUGUAGGGACAGUUUUGUUAUUGCUUUUGUGCCCAGAAAACUUUACUCUAAAAUUCUGUGCUGUGCAGAACAUGCAUAAUUUUUACCAUGCUUACCAUGUAGAAUUUUAUCUACUUGUACCAGAAAUAAUACAUUAACUAAAAGAAGGGUUUAAUU
Molecule: messenger RNA, 2807 nt
Organism: Mauremys reevesii (Reeves's turtle)
Lineage: Eukaryota; Metazoa; Chordata; Testudines; Geoemydidae
Gene: LRRTM3
Product: leucine rich repeat transmembrane neuronal 3
Exons: 3
Coding region: 502-2241 (579 amino acids)
Cellular component (GO): plasma membrane
Molecular function (GO): protein binding
Source: RefSeq, a predicted model, not a curated record